UUUCGCGCCUGCUUUUUGUGUUAGAAGGACAAUGUUUUCAGCAUCGGGCGGCGAGUAGCACGGAGCGGACCAACUUCCCGUCGCGUUUCUACGCGUUUGCGCCAGCAGGAGCCGGAGGGGGGAGGACGACGAGGAGGAGGCGAGGCAACGACGGGAGGAAGAAAGGAAGGAAGGAAGGACGACUUUUAAAAGGGACAACACGCGGACGCGGAAGGCUGCCACGCGCGUUCCUCCCCUCGGCUGCGACCUAAAGCCCUUCACCCACUUCCGGCAUGUCGGAGCGCGGAGGAGGGCUCCCCCGAACCGAGGGCGUCCCGUCGCCGCACAUGAAGCCCUGCAAUCCGGUCAGCAUCCCCUCCAACCGGCCGGUCCACAUGAACCUGUACGCCCCCUGGGAGGUGGACCGCUCCUCGCCCAGCUGUGUGCCCAGGCUGUUCAACCUGACGCUGAAGAAGCUGAUCAUGCUGAAGGAGCUGGACAAAGACCUCACCUCCGUGGUCAUCGCCGUCAAACUGCAGGGCUCCAAGCGGAUCCUGCGCUCCAACGAGAUCCUGCUGUCCUCGGCGGGGCUGACGGAGACCGACCUGCAGCUCACCUUCUCGCUGCAGUACCCGCACUUCCUGAAGAGGGACGCCAACAAGCUGCAGAUCAUGCUGCAGCGGCGGAAGCGCUACAAGAACCGGACCAUCCUGGGCUACAAGACCUUGGCCCUGGGCCUCAUCAACAUGGCCGAGGUACGAGAACGCCAUCGCCGCGGCGUCCAUAGUGUUAUUCUUGACGAAAGCGCCGCCGAGGACGUGGGAGCCGCGGGUUGUCGAGUCAGCGGAUCCCCGGCAGAAAUGGAUUUGAUGUGGGCGGCCUGCGGCGAGGUGGCCGCAAAGGUCGGCGCUCACAAUCGGUUCCGGUCUCCCUCGACCUCGAGAGCAACAAGCCCCGAGUCACUGCCGAUGACGCCUCCUCCUCCUCACGUCCUCCUCCUUCUCUCUCCACAGCAACCCAACAUCAAGCAGAAGUUUGUGGCCCUGCUGAAGAGGUUCAAGGUCACCGACGAGGUGGGCUUCGGCCUGGAGCACGUGUCCAGGGAGCAGAUCCAGGAGGUGGAGGAGGACCUGGACGAGCUGUACGACAGCCUGGAGAUGUACAACCCCAGCGACAGCGGGCCGGAGAUGGAGGAGAACGACAGCAUCCUCAGCACGCCCAAACCCAAGCUCAGGCCCUUCUUCGAGGGAAUGUCUCAGUCCAGCUCGCAGACGGAGAUCGGCAGCCUGAACAGCAAAGGCAGUUUGGGUCGGGACCCUUUCAGCCCGCAGGGGGAGCAGCCUCCGCUGGAGAAGAUGAAACUGUCCCGCAGCCGCAACCUGGAGGAGGCGCUGUCCGAGACGGACACGCUGGAGCUGACGGAUCAGGAGCUGUUUGCGGAGGUGGGCCCCUGCAUCACGGUGUCCGUGGCGGAGAAACCCCGUACGCCCAUGAAGAGCAGCAAAAGCGAAGGCCAGGCCAUGCCGUCGCCGAGGUUGGAUGGAGGCCACACCCCCAGACAGAAGCGCAUCAGCACCCCCGCCAAGGAGCGGCAGCUCUCCAAGCCCCUGAGCGAGCGCACCAACAGCUCCGACUCGGAGAGGUCUCCGGAGCUGGGGCACAGCGCGCCGGUCCUGAGGAAGGUGGUGUACGACCAGCUGAACCAGAUCCUGUUGUCGGACUCUGCGCUGCCAGAGAGCCUGAUCCUGGUCAACGUCAGCGACUGGCAGGGACAGUACGUGGCGGAGCAGCUGCAGGUGCAGCGGCACCCGGUGGUCUGCACGUGCUCCUCGGCUGAGAUCCAGGCGGUGCUGUCGGCCGUGCUGACCCGCAUCCAGAAAUUCUGUAACUGUAACUCGUCGAUGCCCCGGGCGGUGAAGGUGGCGGCGGUGGGGGGUCAGAGUUACCUCGGAGCCAUCCUGCAGUUCUUUGUCACUCAGCUCGCCAACAAGACGUCCGACUGGCUCAACCACAUGCGCUUCCUGGUGGUGCCGCUGGGCUCCCACCCGGUCGCCAAGCACCUCGGCGCCCUCGACAACCGCUACAGCUCCUCCUUCCUGGACGGGGCGUGGAGAGACGUGUUCAGCCGCGCCGAGCCGCCACAGACAGAUCAGUUGGAUGUCGCUGCGAGAAUCUCCCAGUACAUCAGCGGCGCCACGGUGACGCACCAGCUGCCCAUCGCCGAGGCCAUGCUGACCUGCAAGCACCGGACGCGAGACGAAGACUCCUACCAGAAGUUCAUUCCUUUCAUCGGGGUGGUGAAGGUCGGCCUCGUGGAGUCGGGUCCUUCUCCGACGGGAGACGGCGAAGAGGGCGUGGCGGUGAGCUUGGCCGUGCCCUCCACGUCCCCGCCCUCCCACGGCUCCCCCGCGGGGACGAUUAAGGAGGCCGCCACGCCUCCCUCCUCCCCCUCCAUGGGCAGCGUCCAGACGGCGCAAGGGAGCCCCAGCAUGUCCCACGGCGUGGACGCCAUCGGCCUGCAGGUCGACUACUGGCUGGCCUCUCUGGCCGAGAAGCGGCGGGAGGGCGAUCGGCGCGACACGGGCUGCAAGAACACGCUGAAGAGCGCCUUCCGCUCGCUGCAGGUCAGCCGGCUGCCGGGGGAGGGCGGCAGCGAGCCGCAGGCCCAGGUCAGCACCAUGGCCAUGACCGUGGUCACCAAGGAGAAGAACAAGAAGGUUCCCACCAUCUUCCUGGGGAAGAAGCCCAAGGAGAAGGACGUGGACUCGAAGAGCCAGGUCAUCGAGGGCAUCAGCCGGCUCAUCUGCUCCGCCAAGCAGCAGCAGACCAUCCUGAAAGUGUCCAUCGACGGCGUCGAGUGGAACGAGGUCAAGUUCUUCCAGCUGGCCGCCCAGUGGCCCACUCACGUCAAGUACCUGCCCGUCGGACUCUUCGGCUACAGCAAGCCGCCCUCCUAGGUGGUGGUGGUGGGGGGGGGGCACCU
Molecule: messenger RNA, 2962 nt
Organism: Gasterosteus aculeatus aculeatus (three-spined stickleback)
Lineage: Eukaryota; Metazoa; Chordata; Actinopteri; Perciformes; Gasterosteidae
Source: RefSeq, a predicted model, not a curated record